AUGCCAUUAUUUAUUGAUUAUCUAGUUGACAUAGGGAUCAUUGUUAACAAAUAUUCAAUAUCUUCAAAUAACAUUUUAUUUUCCCUCUCUGAUUAUUUGAAGAAUCUAUCAGCUUCAGAUUCCUUUGAUAUGGCAUUAAGAUUAUAUGAUAGUUGGAAAUUACAAUAAACUAAAAAGAAGAAUCCAGGAAAUCUAAUUAAAAUCCUAUCUAAAAUAGCAGUUCGAAAACCAUUCAAAAUGUUACAAUCUUAUUAAAAAAGUACAAAAAUGUAAUUCAGUCCAAAUAAAAUUCGAAAUUCUUAAAAAUCUACUAUUAGUGAAUAAUAAUCCUAUUAAUCACCUAUUAAUAAAAAGGCAUUAAGUUAAAUGGGUUUUAAUGAUACUUGUGAGAGACUAUAUAUGGAUGGAAUAAUUUAAAAAGUGAAAAAGUAUUUUUAUAAUAACUGACAUAGAGGAUAAUAUGAAUAGGAAAAAUAACAAUUAGAAUUAAAGGAAUGCACAUUUAAACCAUAAGUUAAUGUUGACACACUUAGAUAAAAUGAAAUUGAAGUUUUCGAUCGACUCUAUAAAACUUAACUAAUUAGUAAAAAUGAUUUUUCUGAAAUAAAAUAAAAAUAAGAAAUUAGUUAAUGCACAUUUACACCAUCAAUUAAUAAACAAGAAUCCAUAUCUAAUUUUUAAACUCUUGAAAAUAAGUAAAUUAUUAUCUUAAUUUAAGAUAACAACAACCUAUUUUUGAUAGAUUAUUUUAAGAAUCUAUUUCAAGAAGUAAUUUAAAACAAAGUUAUGUACCUGUUAGAGAAUAAAAAGAAUUAUAAGAAUGUACAUUUAAACCUUAGAUUUCUCAUAGAUAAUUAAAUAGAAGUGGAGAUGAUAGUAUUUAUUAUUAAAUAUUAAUAAAUAGUCUUUAAGAGAUUACAUAAUGAAUCUGCUGAAAAAUAAUAAGUUUAAGCAUUUUAACGUUUAGAUAAAGAAACAAAAUAGUUAGAAUAAUGUACUUUCAAACCAAAAAUUAAUACAAAUUUUAAUUUUUCACCAAAUUAAUAACCUGCUUUUGAUAGAUUAUAUAUGUUAUCAACUAAAUCUAAGAAAAAUCUUUUUGAUGAUAGCUAACAAAAAUAAAAUAAUAAUAAAACUAAAGAUUAAUCAUCAAUUUAAAAUAAUGAAUCACUUUAUGAAAGAAUGAAAAAUCAUGUAGAUAAAAAGAAAAGACAUAUAUAUCAUAUUAAAUAAGAAGUAGAUAAAGAACUAACAUUUAAACCUAAUAUCAAUAUGAGAUCUUAAAAUAAUAUUUAAAGCAAAUAAACUAAUAAGUACUAAUCUGUUUAGUCUGUAAAAUCAGAACCUAAAUUGAAAGCUACAUCUAAUACUUUGUCUACAUAUGUUUAUAACACUAGAAAAUCUCAAUAAGAUAAAGAAAAUAGUAAUUUAUCAAUGUAUUGUGAAACUGCCUAUUUUUAAGAGGAUUAAAAAUUAAAGUCCAAUAUUUUAGAUUUAAAAUUAUGA
Paramecium pentaurelia is the source of this 1506-nucleotide messenger RNA. The record is from the annotation of a GenBank genome assembly. Lineage: Eukaryota; Ciliophora; Oligohymenophorea; Peniculida; Parameciidae.